Messenger RNA from Xiphias gladius (swordfish), 2857 nucleotides. Its product is annotated as protein FAM3C-like. Bases 252 to 989 code for a protein of 245 amino acids. The record is from RefSeq and is a predicted model, not a curated record. NCBI's taxonomy places the organism in Eukaryota, Metazoa, Chordata, Actinopteri, Istiophoriformes, Xiphiidae. The transcript is spliced from 10 exons.
GUCGCGCGACUUCGAAUCAGUAAACAGCCCUUCUGGGACUUUAUAAUGUUAUCAGCAGAUGAUGCAACCAACCGGCAUCUAUUCUGAUUAUUUAUUAACGUGAACUCUGGCUCACUGGGUGCAGCUGUUUGGCUGUAACCAGGUGAUCGCGCUGAGGAGGCGGAACAGGAUCAACCUGCUUGUCCCGUCAGCUCCAGGAACAAACACCUCGCGGGGCUUGUCAGUGUCGGCCGGACCGGGAUGUGGGAGGCAUGCUCACUGCCAGAGUAGGGGGAAAGAAAAUGGCGAGACGACAAAACUUCAGAACAAGGGUUUUGCUGAGCACGUCGGUGUUAGUGUUCAUGGUUAUUUUCACCACAGUCAUUCUGCAGACAUACAGCAACCCAUUCACAGCUGACUUGCUUCAUGCUUUAUCCAAAGGCUUUGACACGUCCAGUCAGACCUCCAAGGUGUCUGCCAAACCCUCAGCUGGAUCGUGUGCAACGCAGGGAGGCUGUCCAGAUGAUCACAUCAGUUUCUUCAUCCAGAGCGGAGCCGCGAACGUCGUGGCUCCAAAGAUCUGCAUCCAAAACCAGCUGGUUCUUGGAACAGUACUAAACAACGCAGGAUAUGGAAUAAACAUUGUUAUACUGAAUGGUAAAACAGGAGAAGUCAUAAAGACCAAUCACUUUGACAUGUAUGGUGGGGAUGUGAAACCCUUCAUUGAGCUCCUGAAGAGCAUUGAGAAAGGCUCUGUUGUGUUGAUGGCAUCUUAUGAUGAACCUUCAUCAAAGUUAAAUGAAGAUGCGAAGAAGCUGAUUGCUGAACUGGGAAGCUCCAUGAUCCAGUCGCUGGGCUUCAGAGAUAACUGGGUGUUUGUUGGUGGGAAAGGAACAGAGGUGAAGACCAACUAUGAGAAGUACCUGAAGAAUGACAACGCAAAUAAUAAAUAUGAAAACUGGCCCGAGCUCAUCGAUAUGCAAGGAUGCAUCCCUAAAUACCUGGAGUGACCUGCUGCUGAUUCCUGAAACCCGUCAAACCAACAAAGGAACAGAAAGCAGGAGAAACACGAGACAUCUGGGGGCCGGAGUUGAGAACAGGUGAUAUUUCCUACUUUAAAAAGACCAGACUUUGUAGACAGAAGAGUGUGAACACGGCAUGAAAAUCUGGCAGACAACUACAGCCUACAACUACCUGGAUGAGCCAGUCCUUCUCUUUACAGCGCCACAGUUCCUUCAUCACUGGAAGUAAAUUCUGAUUAAUCCACCUGAUCUCUACACUGCCUCUUCCUCGCUGUCAGUUACUGCCAAAGUGAGGACGUUCCCCCAAAAUAAUUUAAUUUUAUUUUAUUUUACCCAUUUUUAUGGGGGUUCGAAGGACGGUUUGCAUCAACAAGGACUGCUCUGGAUCAUGUCUUCAUUACACAAUAAAAUAUUAGAGAACAGUCAAACCUCCAUACAGAUGUUAAAGAAGUCACUCAAAACAGCUGCCCUGCUGCUGCGUCCCAUUUCAGGACUGGAUCUUUUAAAGGACACUGCCCAGGAAAGUGUCCUCCAGAGGACUGAAGGUCGGACUGAUCCUCCUCCCGACAUGAGAUAGUGAAGCCUAAAAGAGACUAAAACUAAUGCUGCUUUCACCCUUUCUUUGUCUUCUUAUAAAGUCAAAAAUGUCCAAGUUAACUGUCAGGCAUUUGGCAUAAAUGGAUUAUAGCUCCGGCCGACUGGGGACAGGUUCAGGGGUUUAAGGGGUCAACGAGAGCCUGUGUUCAUAGCAGCUGUUGGCAAAACAAUCCCUUUAAUACUGAGUAUCUACCAAUAGCAGGUCGGAUCCAGAACCUAUGUUUAUUAGCCGCGUUAGCCGCUAGCUCUAAGGACGGCGAUGUGAGUCUGUCGGUCACCACUUUGGUCCAGUCUGAAACGUCUCAACGACUGUUGGAUGGACUGUGAGGAAAUGUGGUUCAGACGUUCAUGUUCUCCUCAGGAUGAACAGGAAUCACUCUGCAGAUCCUCUGACUUUCCAUCUAGUGCCACCAUCAGGUCACAUUUUAAUUUGUCCAGUAUUGUUGUUUCGAUGUUAAGCAUUAAAUCUGCCAAACAUCAACAUGCUGAUGUCAGUCUAAGCGCAGCCUCACUGAGCUGCUAGCACGACUGGAGACUAAUAAUCUGAUUAUUAUAUUUUUGGUUAUAUUUUCCAGCAAAUACAUCUGUUCUAUGCUACUUGAAAUGAAAUAAUCCUACAUGGGUAUAACCUACAUCACGGUUACAGUCUUUUCAGUAUAGAAUUCCCGCUUCGAUCUUCAGUGGACAGUGUUUGCUUGCUUAGCAACCCUCCGGAGUCUGUCUGUUCAUCAGUGAGCAUGUUUUAUUUAUAGCAAUGUAACGUCAGACUUAUGGCUGAGUUUGUGCUGAAGAAAGGACACCGUGCAUGUGGGGUAGGAACAGUUAAAAAGGUGUUAAAGACCAAAAUGAAUGCAUAGAUAACCUACAAAAAUGUACUAAAACAAUCGGGACCCCGGGUAGGCACAGCAGAGGGAUAGUAGGACAAAGUGGGAACUCUAUACUUUAGAAGGUACUCUCCUGAACUCAGACCGCUGAAGCCUCAUAUUAACUUCAGAUAAACCUCAGGAAAUGUUUUUACCCAGACAGUGGGCGUUGGAUUUUGCCCUCCAUCGGUUUCACUGGAAUCGCAUGUGGAAAGGAGGAGGAGGAGGAGUGAUUGGAGCCACCAAAACGAUUGUCUGUACCCAGGAAGUCAUUGUUCAAAGAUUUAUACAAAGACCAGUCGGGAAGAGUUCUGAUGUUGAAAUUGUUAAACACCAUUACCUGGUUGUUCAUUUCCACUGAUCUCUAACUCCGUAUGAGGGCAGACUGUUGAUUGA